Molecule: messenger RNA, 6778 nt
Organism: Gadus chalcogrammus (walleye pollock)
Lineage: Eukaryota; Metazoa; Chordata; Actinopteri; Gadiformes; Gadidae
Product: mucin-2-like
Exons: 3
Coding region: 2577-6281 (1234 amino acids)
Biological process (GO): blood coagulation
Source: RefSeq, a predicted model, not a curated record
CAGAUGGAACUUUGUUUUCCAUUUGUCGUAUCUCAUGUGCGUUUAGGGUAAAAUAAGGGUAAACUGCUAAUGUAAAACGGGAGAUAAAACGCAUUCACGCGCACACACAAGGAGGCACGCACGCACAAGCACAUGCAAAGAUGUUCCUCAAAGUUAUACCCAUCACUUCUCUUGAUUCCUAGAUCCUCAAGCGUCCCAUGCUGGCCCUGCGCCAGGAUUGAGUGACUUCAUUUUGAGAAGACCACGGCAGGCUGGGACGAAGAGCCGGCAGCCCUCCACUGGACUAUGGGAGCUGAAGGCCCGUGUGCUGUGACUCUGACCCCCGCGGGCACCUGUGGACAGGACCAGGACACGUGCACCUACUGGGUUCACCUGCCGCCCCUCACUGUUCAGCUCCCCAAACAGCUGAAGGAUCUGGACGAGAUUGUGAAGGAGAUCCAGAGGCUGAAGGACACAGUGGAUCAGCUCAGAAGGAGCUGUGGGGAUUGUACAGGGAACCAGAAUGAGAGAGGAGAGGAGGCGACACCGAGGGACCGAGAGAGGGGUAAGGAUAACCACCCACAGCAGAGCUUGGCGAGAGUUUCAGAGACAAGGAAUAGGACGAGGGAAGAGUGGGGAAUGGACAAGGUGGAAGAUUGGGUGUCUGGAAACACAGACCCAGGCUGGGAAAAGGCGUUGGAGGACAGAGGCAGAGAGAAAAUAGUAGACCAGCGAGGGAUAGAUAAAAUCGUUAAGAAAGAGAGAGAGAAAGAAGGAAGUGAGGAAGGAGACAAGGGAAAUAAAGGUGUAGAUAACAGCAGACAGACAGGACAGGCUGUCGACCGGAGUACAUUUAGAGAGAUAAGCGCCCCAGCUGGCAGCAGAGAGGAUGAGGUGAGGGGAAAGAUAGCUGGCAAAGAGAAAGACAGAAGAAAAGAGGUAGAAACUGAGAAAGAGGAAGAAUCCGUCCAAGGAAAGGAAAUGCUGAAGAAUAUGAGGAGGGAUGAUGACAAAGACAGGGAGGAAAUGGGGACUACAGGGAAUGGUGGGCAUCUGUGGAGCGAUCCAAAUGAGAUGCAGAAAGAAGGAAAGCCUUCGGGCAAGGUCUGGGAGAGGGAUGAGGCGCGGCCGAGAGAGGACCGUACCGUGACCAACACACCGCCACACCGCCAAGAGAAAGAAACGGGACGGGAGAGAAACUAUGACAAACCAAAGCUAGAUGACGUCACUGGGAGGAACAAGGAUGAACAUACAACAAAGAGUGGAGGAGAGGGGGCUGGAGAGAAGCUGAAGGAGGAAAAAAAAGAGGGUGAUAAUACAGGGCUGAGAGGACAGAAAGUCAGCAAGACACCUAGAUCUGAGCUAGUCACUCAACGUACACCUCAGGCUAAGACACCUAGAUUUGGACUAGUCCCUCAACGUAAACCAGAGACUUGGACACCUAGAUCUGGACUAGUCCCUCAACGUAAACCUGAGACCAAGACACCUAGAUCUGGACUAGUCCCUCAACGUAAACCUGAGACUAAGACACCUAGAUCUGGACUAGUCCCUCACCGUAAACCUGAGACUUGGACACCUAUAUCUGGACUAGUCCCUCUUCGUAAACCUGAGACUAAGGCACCUAAAACUGGACUAGUCCCUCAACGUAAACCUGAGACUAAAACACCUAAAUCUGGACUAGUCCCUCAACGUAAACCUGAGACUAAAACACCUAAAUCUGGACUUGUCCCUCAACGUAAACCUGAGACUAAAACACCUAGAUCUGGACUAGUCCCUCAACGUAAACCUGAGACUAAAACACCUAGAUCUGGACUAGUCCCUCAACGUAAACCUGAGACUAAGACACCUAGAUCUGGACUACUCCCUCACCGUAAACUUCAGACCUGGACACCUACAUCUGGACUAGUCCCUCACCGUAAACCUGAGACUAAGACACCUAGAUCUGGACUAGUCCCUCAACGUAAACCUGAGACUUGGACACCUAGAUCUGAAAUACAGAAUCAUGUUACACCUGAAACAAAGACCCCUCGAUAUGGACUAAUAACUCAACAUAAACCUGAGACUAGGACACCUGGAUCUGGACCAGCGAAUCAAGGCCCGGGUCUACUUCACAAGCCAGGGGAUCUUCCUCCCUACAAAACUAAAGCAAACCGGUCCACAUCCGAAACAAAACCAGGACUAAGAAUCCAGACACCAAGGAAAGAAGGGACGAUCCCAGGCACUGAGACUGACUUGAAGACCAAGGAAUGGUUGCUCAUGACCACAUCGGCAGCUAGCUCAAUGAGGAGAACUGGACAGCCAGGGACUGUAGCCACUUCCACCUUGAAGCCACAGGUUAGCUCCUACAAUAGCAUUGGUUCAGCAUUUGAGGUUCUGACACCCUUUUACUCUAGUCAUAGUUUGCCCACUGUCUUGAAUUACAAGACCACCACCACAAGUCCUUUCACUACUACAGUGAAGACCCUCUUAAAAUUGAAACCAGAUCAAGGGCCAAAGUAUAUCAAAAGCCCAAACAACAAUCAAAACCUAAACAGGGACAUCCAAAAAAAGUAUCCUCUGAUAAUAAGAAAGACAAAAUCCCUUUCCCUAAGGGAGAGAUGGAAAGGAAACGCACAAGGCCGGCUCCCACUGAUCUAGAUUCCAACACACUAUCUAAUUCUGGCAAAAAGUCUGCAGUCAACACCAAGCCUGUUCUGGGCUUACAGCCAGCCUCCCAUCCAAAGCCUAAGCCUCCGUCUAAGAAUCCAAAAAUUCAUCUGAAUCAUUCUACAACUAAUUUGACCUCAAACCAAAGGCCAAAAUCUGACCACAAAAAAGAAAAACCUGAUAUCGACCAUUCAACAAAUAAAAAGCCCCAAAAUAACAAAGGAACUAAGCCUAACCAAAGUCCUAAACUAAGCCGUGGACCACAACAUAAAAAAGAUUUAAAAAGUUCUACACCAAAACGUAAGCCGGGAAGUGUAUUAGAGUCUGAUAUUGGUAAAGAUAUUUCGCCUGAUCCGGAUGCUGACCCAGAUCUAAUCCUUUUAUCGACCAAAAAGUCGAUAUAUAAUUCAGGAUCAAUUGCACCUGUCACCGAACCAAAUCGGCAAAUACUAGUUGAUGCAGAAUAUAAUCAAGGCCGGUCACUAAUAGGCCCCAAUCAUAAUCUUGAUCAUGUGACAGCACCGCCAUAUCCCAAACCUGAUCCAAAAGCCAAGAGAGGGUCGGACAAAGUCCCCAAAGAGAAGCCUCCACACAGACCCAGGACAGACGGAAGUGAUGGACAUAAUCCCGAAAUACCAGCAAGGUUCAAACCAAGACCUGUAGUAAAACUUAAUCCACACGACACAGGAAUGAGUUCUGACAAAGUGAAAAGGAUCGGACCCACUGCCAUUCCUGUCCGCAUUGAUGUGGAAUCAUCCCAAGGCAACAUGGAAGUUUCCACCGGGAAAAUGCGUAUUUGCACACAGAGCCCAGAGACCUCCACUAGUCAUUAUGCACAGGGGGUGACAGUCUCCGAUUUCAAAUCAAAGGCAACUACCCAAUCAACUACUAGCCCAAGGCUGAACUACAUACCUGAAGAUAACGUUCCUCUGAUAGCAUCUACAGAACCAAACGCAACAGCUAGCUCAGACACAACAGAACAGCCCGAUGUGUCUGCUAACAGCUCCAUAGAGAAUGUCAUCCCCCCUCUCAGCCCGGGACAAACCAACCCACGACCCGGGACCAUUCCCACUCCCAGCCCGGGAGAUACCAACCCAGGGUCAAAGACCACCCCCAGGCCGGGAGAUACCAACCCAGGGUCCAAGACCACCCCCAGGCCGGGAGAUACCAACCCAGUGUCCAAGACCACCCCCAGGCCGGGAGAUACCAACCCAGGGUCCAAGACCACCCCCAGGCCGGGAGGUACCAACCCAGGGUCCAAGACCACCCCCAGGCCGGGAGGUACCGACCCAGGGUCCAAGACCACCCCCAGCCCGGGAGAAACCAACCCAGGGUCCAAGACCACCCCCAAGCCGGGAGAUACCAACCCAGGGUCCAAGACCACCCCCAGACCGGGAGGUACCAACCCAGGGUCCAAGACCAACCCCAAGCCGGGAGAUACCAACCCAGGGUCCAAGACCACCCCCAGACCGGGAGGUACCAACCCAGGGUCCAAAACCACCCCCAGGCCGGGAGGUACCAACCCAGGGUCCAAGACCACCCCCAGGCCGGGAGAUACCAACCCAGGAUCCAAGACCACCCCCAGACCGGGAGGUACCAACCCAGGGUCCAAGACCACCCCCAGGCCGGGAGAUACCAACCCAGGGUCCAAGACAACCCCCAGACCGGGAGGUACCAACCCAGGGUCCAAGACCACCCCCAGGCCGGGAGAUACCAACCCAGGGUCCAAGACCACCCCCAGACCGGGAGGUACCAACCCAGGGUCCAAGACCACCCCCAGGCCGGGAGAUACCAACCCAGGGUCCAAGACCACCCCCAGACCGGGAGCUACCAACCCAGGGUCCAAGACCACCCCUAACCCAGGACAUUCCAACUCAUGGCCUUGGACCAGCCCUACAAUCAUCACCAAACUAGGACACAAUAUCCCAGGACGAAUCACCACCCUAAGCCCAGGAUACAAUAACCCAGGUGACAGUUACAAAGGUGAUAGUAACCCAGGUCAAAGUAUACAAGAGACAAUUAACCCAGGCUACACUAACCCAGGCCACAGCAACCCAGGUCACAGUAACGCAGCUGACAAUACACCAGGCCACAUUAACCCAGGCCACACUAAGCCAGGCCACACUAACACAGGCCACAGUAACCCAGGCCGAAGUAACCCAGGUGAAGAUAACCCAGGCCAGAGUAACCCAGGUGACGAUAACCCAGGCCAGAGUAACCAAGGCAACAGUAACCCAGGUGACGAUAACCCAGUCCAGAGUAACCCAGGCCACACUAACCUAGGAGAAUCUAGUAACCCGGGCCAUACUAACCCUGGCCGCCGUGACCCAGGCCACACUAACACAGGUGGCAUUAACCCAGGCCACACUAACACAGGUGGCAUUAACCCAGGCCACACUAACACAGGUGACAGUAACCGAGUCACUAUCGGAGGCGGCAUUAACCCAGGUCUCCAUAACCCAGACCUCCGUAACCCAGACCUCCGUAACCCAGACCUCCGUAACCCAGACCUCCGUAACCCAGACCUCCGUAACCCAGACCUCCGUAACCCAGACCUCCGUAGCCCAGACCUCCGUAACCCAGAACUCCGUAACCCAGAACUCCGUAGCCCAGAACUCCGUAACCCAGAACUCCGUAGCUCAGAACUCCGUAACCCAGAACUCCGUAGCCCAGACACCCCUCACCCUUUGCCCCGGCCUGCCCUCCCGCCCAGUCCAGGACGCACCAACCCAGGGCUCACCCUCACCCCCAUUCCGUCAACUACUCCCAGUACACGUGAAAUGCGGGUCAAAAUCAACCAGGUGGUGGCGUUCCCCGAUGCCAGCCUGCAUGUAAAGCCCCAGAAUGAGCUCAUGGAAAAGACUCCUCCAAAGGUCAGCCUCAAGCAGGGAGGGAAAAAGCCCCACUCAACAGAUGGCCGGCACCCGAUGUUCCCAUCAUCAAAGCUACCCAGGGCACCCAGGGACUGUUCCGAACAUCUCAACAGAGGGGAUCAAACAACCGGCCUCCACCUGGUGACCCCUGACCCCAGGUUGAGCACCUUCCCCGUGUUCUGCGACAUGGAGCACCAAGGUGGAGGUUGGACGGUCAUUCAACGACGCCGGGACGGUAGCGUGAGCUUCAACCGGACGUGGGUCGAGUACAGCGAGGGAUUCGGGGAAAUGAACGGAGGAGAGUUUUGGCUGGGCAAUGAGAAGAUCCACUUGUUGACGCGGGCCAGGGACAUGGUUCUCCGAGUGGAGCUGGAGGACUUCGAAGGGUUGAGAGAACACGCCGAGUACGGGAAAUUCAGGGUGGCGAGCGAGAGGCAGCGCUACCGCCUGACCGUAGGGGGUUAUUCGGGGUCCGCGGGCGAUGCCCUUAGGUUCAGCAGAAACUACGACCACAACAACAAGGCGUUCACCACCCUAGACAGAGACAAUGACCGAUACCCGUCUGGGAACUGCGGGGCGUACUACAGCUCAGGGUGGUGGUUUGAUGCCUGCAUGGCAGCCAACCUCAACGGAAGAUAUUAUGUAGGAAAGUAUAAAGGGGUCAGAGAUGGGAUUUUUUGGGGGACAUGGCAUAACAUUUCAACAGAGUAUUAUCUGACUAAUGAUAGGCAGUCCUUUAAAACGGUUACAAUGAUGAUCAGACCCAAAGGGCAUGAAUUGUGAAAUGGGCCUAAUCGUUUUAUAAGAUUUAAAGUACGACCUUUCUACCACAAAUUUCUUCAACAAGCUAUGGCUAUAUUAGGUGAUUUAAAAGGGCCUAUAUCAUACACCUACAUUUUUCAUCCAACACAGUCGAUACAAUGCUUCCCCCUCCUGGCAUGAUAGGGUAUUUCAAAGGUUUAAGUGCACUGUAUAACGAGUAUAAACUGAAUUUUGUAAGUAUUUAGUCUACUUUAUUUUUCUCAUGGAUUAAAUAUUAUUUUCAUUUUAAUGUUAUGUAAAGAAAUGCUUUCGGGGGUGGAUUUUUGUAAUGGAGAACUGAAAUUGAACAUUUGUCAGUAAAUACGGACGGACGCAAACCUCAGGUUAUUCUCUGAGGAUAAGUAAGACUGCUGAAUUGAAUUACUGGAAUGUUUUGAUGUAUUAAAUGAUUUAUGAAUGAUGAUUUAUGGCCUACACUUUUUAUACAUUUAUUUUAUUAUGAUAUAAAUAAAAAUAUA